This is a messenger RNA of Calliphora vicina (urban bluebottle blowfly), 3904 nucleotides long. Its product is annotated as serine protease filzig. NCBI's taxonomy places the organism in Eukaryota, Metazoa, Arthropoda, Insecta, Diptera, Calliphoridae. The record is from RefSeq and is a predicted model, not a curated record. The transcript is spliced from 6 exons. Bases 1 to 3702 code for a protein of 1233 amino acids.
AUGUUUCGUUUGUUGGCAACAACAACAAAAUGUAAGCGACAACAAAUUGCAAUACUAAUUAUAUCAUUUUUCGCGUACGUGGCUGGCAUACGUAAUGAGGGUAACAAUAUGUUGCUGCAGCAGCAGCAAGUGAUACAACAGCAGCAACAAACAACAAUUGAAAAUUCCAAUUAUCAAAGCACAAUAACUGAUAUAAAACAACCAACGACUUCGAAUUUUCGGCCAUCACCCAUAAUCGAUUUCACACCAGCAGAUGCUGCUGUACCACAACAAUUCAAGCCCACCUAUAUAGAACCCCAACAUACUACCACCAGUAAUAUAGCCAUUUAUAACAGCAACAACAACAAUAAUAAUAAUAAUGAUAAAAACAAUAUUGAGCAAAAACAAGAAAUACAAAAUGAUAAUAGACGUUAUACGAUAGAAACGGCAGCAACAUAUGGAAAUGUUGGAGAACAGCAAUUUUCAUUUCCUAAUGAGCAGCAAAAACAACAAAUACCACAACAUCUAACAGACAAGCCUAUUUAUAUCUACAGGGAUCCAUAUACAAAUGAGAAUUAUCAUUAUGCACCAACUGAGACCAAUGUAAAGGAUACAACGUUGCCUACAACAUACAAUCAUAACAAUUACAACAAUAAUGGUUACAAGCAACAAGAUACUCAUCAUCCUCAUCAUCAUGAAGAACAACAACAACAUGAUAAUAAUCAGGAAUAUUUAGUUCAAUCAAGCAUGGUAGUAGGCACACAUCCACAACAGCAGCAACCCAAUCCCUUUAGACCUUACAUGAGCUUGUCGGCUGAUAAGGAUGUGUAUCUUAAACGUCCUGGUUUAGUGUAUGAUGAGAAGCCUAGCUAUAAUCAUCCCAAUUCGGUGAUUGACAAGAAAAAUGAUGAAGUUGAAACAUUGAAGGCAAAUAAAAUUUCUUACGAUUCACAUGACUAUCCGCCGCCAAGUUAUUUCAAACAGCAGACUUCAAAUUUCUUGCCUACUCCAGUGCCGGCUCAACCCUCUACACCUAGGCCAGUGAUAAGAGCUACACCUCCACCACCAACUGCGCCACCUAGGCAAGACUAUAGGCCCUUUGCACCCACACACUCAACAAUAUUUAACCAACAACGGCCGCAGCAGCAAUAUUUACAAUCAUCACAAUCCACGUUGCCUAAUUAUGCAAACAGCAAUGAUAAUUAUUUGUUGAAUAAACAACCAACAAGCGACUAUUAUCGUACAGAAGUGCCACCACCCUCGCCACCUUCUUAUGAAUAUGAUGCUAGACCACAAUCUUCACCACCUCCUUACCAACAGCAACAACAUCAGCAGUACCAAGAGCAAUAUGAAUCUCGUCCCCCUGCUUAUAAUACUCCACAAACUACUUAUCCACAAGAGCAAUAUGAAUCUCGUCCCCCUACUUAUAAUACUCCACAAACUAGUUAUCCACAAUAUGAGUCACCACGACCUCCGCCUGGCCGGCCUUCUUAUAAUAAUUACUAUGACUAUCAAAUAGGUGAAUUACCACCACCCCAAGCACAAACUUCAUCGCCUCCAACACAACAGUUUAAUUACCCCUACCCACGACCGCCGCCUUCACAAUAUCCCUAUCAGGGUCCAUACAGACCACCACCACCACCACAUGCCCAGCAACAACAGCCAAGUGGUUUGGCAACAUUGGCCCAAUAUGCACCACAAUUUACUUCACUACUUCUAAGUGGUGUGGGUGGCGGUGGUUCUAAUACUAAUAGUCCAUUAGGCAGUCUUAUAGGUGCUCUUACUGGUGCUGCAACCUCACAACAAUCAUCAUCAUCUUCGCCAUCUUCAUCUUACAACAGAAGACCCGUUAACUCCCAACUCAUUAGGGCCUUAGAGAAUAUAGCACGCAAUGACGAUUUGCAAUGUGUGCCAAAAGUUUUAUGCCAAAUGAUUGCUGCCCAAACACAACGUGGUCAACUGCCCACAUUCAUUACUUCACCCGCCAUUACCAAUUUUCUAGCUGGCUUUCCUACUGCCUCACCCGCUCUUAUCUAUGGAAGAGCAGCAUUAUUGGGUCUAAGUGGUGGUGAGAAAAGUUGUCAUCAGACCUAUGUGCAAUGUCCCAAAAAUGAGUAUGAAAUAAUUUAUUAUCUUAACAAUCAUCGUGGUGGUUUCUUCAAAUUCUUCAGUGAACCGGAAGAGCAACAAACUGUAAAUCAUGAUUCAUCACAGCAAGGUGCAACAUCGUUGUUUAGUAUUUUAUCAGCUUUAACUGGCACGCCACCAGCAGCCACCACAACACCCAGACCAAGACCAAAACCUAAACCUCAGGCGCCUUCCACGGAUAUCACCAGUGGCAUAGGAAAUUUCUUUACCCAACUAUUGUCUGAUUAUAUGGGUGGUGCUACCGUAGAGUAUCAAAGGAGAUUUAAACGAAGAACUAAACGAGCCUUGGACGAUAAAAUUAAAUUUGAAGAUGAAAGUGAGGAACAGCACAGGGAUACAGAAGAAGAUUUCCAUGAUGAAGAGGACAAUGAAGAUACACAACAAGGUGUUGGCUUCAACGAUGAUGAACAAGACUAUUUAGAUGAUACUCAAGGUAGAAUAUUACACAAAACUUCAAGGGGGAGAAAACGUAUUAAGUUCUUUCCGGAAAUGAGAGAAACUUCAGAUGAAAUUGACAAGGAUGAAGCAUUGAAGCAAGUUAUUAAAAAAUUUAAUGAUUUUAAUAGGGAAAGAAAGUUGAAAUUUCCUUCAAACACCGAUGAAAGAAAAUAUAUAGAUGCUUCAACACAACAAGGUUUAAGACAAGGUAAAAUUUUGAAUGAAGAUGAAGAUUCACCCUACCAAGAACAAAAUUAUGGUCAUGAGUUUACCAACUAUGUGGAAAAUUCUUAUGAUGAUUUUAAAAAAGAAUCGAAAAAAAUUAAAUUCAUAGAUGAUGGAGAGGAUAAUGAAAAACAUUUACAAUCAUUAUAUUCCUAUUAUUUGCAUAAACCUAAAGACCAGAAAACAAAGUUGGUUUUUCCCGAAAGAGAGGGUAAAAUAUUAAAUCGUCCCUAUUAUGCAGCCUCCUAUUUACAUGAUUAUUUACAAGAUCAACAACAGCAGCAGCUAGAACCUGAAAUUGAUUCCCCAGCAGACGAUAAAUUUAUUGUAUCAAAUAGUCAAAGACCUUUACGCUACACCGAAUUUCCAGCCACCUCUUCAGCGAAUGUCUAUAAUACACAUAUAAAUUCUUUAAAGACACAAAGUAGUUUUACAUCUAAUGCGGCUGUCAACAAUAAUAUUUAUGUUGCAUCUUCACCCGCCAUUUCUAACAGCAAUAGCAAUCACUUUUUGCCCACACCACCUCCACCCGAUACCGAUUAUACUGCUUCCAAUUCCAUUUACUCCAACAAAGAUUACUCUAGUAACCAAUACAAUUAUAACAGUUUAAAGCAGAGUGCAUUUUAUAAGCCACCAAGAUAUCCUUCUACUUCCUCCUCAUUGUCAUCAUCAUCAUCGUCUUUAAGUGGCGGCAGCAAUAAUUUCUAUAAACCUCAACGUUAUUCCUCCUCUUCCCCAUCUAACAGUCAAACGAAUUUUAAUCGAUACCAUUCUUCUUUAUAUACUACCAGACGUCCUUAUGUGGCUGUAACCACCACCAGGAAAUCGGAUGAUAAAAAUAUUUAUGUGACAAAUUCACGAGGUGUAACGGAGUAUUAUUUAACGCCAGAUGGUAGGAAGGUUUAUCUAUAGUAGUUGUAAUUAUGUGAAAAUAAGUAAAUUUACUAAAUAUUUAUUUAGUUUAAGUUCAAUUUAAAACGCCUAUGUAAAUACAUAAAUGUUUAUAAUCUCAAAUUAAAUUAUUUCCGUACAUAUUAACUCACACUUGAACAAAUACCAAGUACUUUUUUAAUAAACGAAUGUUUUAUGAAUAUCUCCUAAAGAUAUGCUACAA